Molecule: messenger RNA, 2619 nt
Organism: Sturnus vulgaris (Common starling)
Lineage: Eukaryota; Metazoa; Chordata; Aves; Passeriformes; Sturnidae
Gene: MSANTD4
Product: Myb/SANT DNA binding domain containing 4 with coiled-coils
Source: RefSeq, a predicted model, not a curated record
CCCGGAGGGGAGCGCCGGGCGCAGGAAGCCUGACAAAUAGAAAAAUACAACAAAGUGAAGAGAAAAUUUACUUCAUGAGAACUGAGCUCUGCUUUCAUUUGCUUUUAAGUUUAUUUAUAUUAGUAGCUGAUUAGUGUCAGAUCAUCUCUGUAGUCUGCUGUGGUGAAAUUGCUAGGUUAAGCCUGGAAAAAAUGAAACAGUUAAAAAGAAAAAGAAAAAGCAAUUUUAGUGUUCAGGAAACUCAAACUCUCCUUAAGGAAAUCAGAAAAAGGAGAGAGGUACUCUUUUCGAAGCAACUUAAUACAACAAUUAAUGAGAUGAAACGGAAAGCUUGGGAGGAAAUAGCAGAGUGUGUCAAUGCAGUAGGUGAAGGAGAGCAGAGAACAGGGACAGAGGUGAAAAGGCGAUACCUUGACUGGAGAGCACUCAUGAAGAGAAAACGUCUGAAUGCAAACAUCAAAGUAGUAGGUGCUGGGUUUCACCUUCCUUCAUCCAAUUUAGAUGACUCUCUCAAUGAAGACAUGGAUGAGAAAAUGGGAUUUGCAAUUGAAUCUAGUUUUGAAUGGCAGAAUAUCACUGACUUCAGAGAAGCCGGUGGAUCUUUAACAGAAAUCAAAGUAGAAGAGGAAGAGGAGGAUCCACAGAAUUUUGAAUUUCCUAUUGAGGAAGAAGAAGAAAUACUGUCAUCGGUUCUACCAGAUUCAAAAAAGGAAAAUGACCUACCAGACUUCCCCCACAUUGAAGAGUUUGGAAAUCUGAGUUCUGCUCAAGCUAGGCUAGCCUAUGAAGAUUCUCACUUGCUUAUAAAUCUGGAGAAGCAAAAGGUGGAGCUGGAGAAACAGCGACUGGACAUUGAAGCUGAAAGGUUGCAAGUGGAGAAGGAGCGCCUGCAGAUUGAGAAGGAGCGGUUGCGGCACGUUGACUUGGAGCGUGAGAGGCUUCAGAUUGAGAAGGAGCGACUUCAGAUUGAGUGGGAGAAACUCAGGCUAGAGACUCUGCAUGCUGAAAAACCUGCCCUGGAAAAUGACCUCACCCAAACUGAAAAACCCAUCAUGCAGCCUCUGGAUCUAGAAACUGAAAAGUUAAAACUUGAAAAGGAGCGUUUGCAGUUAGAGAAAGAAAGGCUACAGUUCCUAAAGUUUGAGUCAGAAAAGCUGCAGAUUGAGAAGGAACGCUUGCAAGUGGAGAAGGAGCGCCUUCGAAUUCAGAGAGAGGGUCACUUGCAGUGAACGUCUCAGCUAAGGUGUCAACGUUAGUGUUUUGAUGUUUCUAAAUUAGAAGUAGUUCUUUCCUUGAUACUGAAAUUGUCCUAGAGGCUUAACAUUCUUCUGUUCAGAGUUGAACGUUGAUGUUAAACUGAAAAAAAAAUGGUGCUCAGUAUGUCAAUGUGCCUACAUAAAUGAGCUUAUGUGUGAAAUUGCUUUUCAGUGUAUCAGAACCUAAGUGUUAUGUUCUCUUGUCUUCAGUAUUGUGCUGUAUUACUUUGGUGUCCUCCUCUCACAGAGGCCUUGAGAAGAAACAAGGCUGAACCUUGUACUUUUUGUCACUGUACUAACAGGAAGGAAGGAUCAGAAUAAAUCAGUGUUUGCUAUGAGGACAUGGUGCUGACAAUAGCCUAUAUGGUAAGGAAGUAUAAUUUUGGCAGAACACAGGAAUACGGAGUCAUUAUGAGAGUGAUUCAUUAAAUUUUAUUUCCGCCCCACACCUUUUUUCUCCACCCCCACAAUUGAGAAAAACAGUUGAACAGUUAUCUAGAAGUUAAAGUGCAAGUUAAAUUCAUUGUGGUUGUAUUUGCUGUCGUUCCAUGGCUUGAACUGAGUGGGAGUGCAGAAAAUAGGUUUGAGGUUUUUUUGGUUUUCUUUUUUUUUUUUUUGGAUGAAGUAUUCAUAUUAGGUAAAGUUACACAUUAGCCAUACCUACUAUAAGCUGGCCUGCUGGUUUCACCAGGUCAUUAAUAAUGCUGUAUGGAGUAGAGCACUUGUGUUAGCAUAGCACAGGGAUUUAUUGAUGGAUCAGCCAUGCUGUCUAAUGAGUCUGUGAUGACCCCCUGAAGGAAAUUGCUAGACCUUGUCUUGGAAGGCAGUAGCUGGUGAUGGGAGUCUCAGAAAUGGAGACUGAGCCUACAAACCCCUGAGCUUGAGCACUUCUAUACUCAUUGAUGGUUCUGCCUGGCCAGUGCCAAGGUCACGUCUGCAAGGCAGCCAGAAGAGGCUUCUGUGGCUCUCUGUGUAUAUAUAUUUAUUUUAAUUAGACAAACAGAAAUGGUCAGUGCUGAAGGCUGUUAGUAUUUUUCAUAGGUAAUGUAGUCAUAUAGCAAGAAAAAGGAAACACCCAAGGAAGGAAGCUUUCUAUUAUUUCAUAUAUGUUUAAAUCCCAUCUGAGCCAGACUUCAACUUUCUCAUCUUUCUGCAAGUAACUGUCUUCUUAACUCCAUUGGAGAUGUAGGACUGUGGGAAUACUAAGGCUAAACAUAUGUUGAGUGACUUAGGUGAAUUCUUGUGCGAGUAAAUAAUAUUUAUACCACUACAGGUUUACUUUUAUUCUGCAAAGAUUAUUUUUUUAUUACUGAAACAAGUGUGCUUCUACAGUGGAAAUAAAUUUGGCUACUACACUCCAAAA